AUGAAAUUUGCAAAGCUGCUUGAACAGAUACUCCAAAACGAGGAUAUUCCUCAGGAGUGGGCCCUGUACACCAUCCAGUAUAAGAAACUGAAGAAGUACAUUAACAGUGUGGUUCAGGAGCUGGAAAAUAGCGGAUUAGAGAAGAACGAUAUCACAGAUCUUAUUAUUCACAGAGGUUCCGACAGCUUCCACUAUCUGGCUGAAUAUGACUUUAUUGCCGAGAACGAACAAAUACGACCUUAUCUCAAAAUGCGAGUUGCAGAAGAGGACCUGUCAAAAAUCCACGAACUCGGUGGCAGGAUUGUCACAUUUUCAGAUGAGAGGGUACAACAAGCGGAUGAUUUGGAGAAAAGUGGACUCGAAUCAACGAAGAGGGUUAUCGAAAUUUUGAUCGAACUAAAGCAGGAUAAAGCGUUUUUCGAAACUUUGUACAGUGAAGUCAGAGAUCUGUCAAACCUGGAGAGCGUGCAGAAAGGCGAAUUUACAGAAUCUGUGACACAGAUAAGCAACUCAAUCAGCAAGCUCACAUCACCAAGCAUACGAAGAUCCGACAUGUACGUCUGGCGAGAGAUAUUCAAAAUGUACAUUGAUUCUGAAGUAUUCUUCAGCUGCUCAGGAGUGAAAGUUGGUGAACGCAAAGUUGAACAGGCUCGCGGACAGCUUGAAAUGUUCUCCAGAAGACUUGAGGAGACCAAAUUGCUCUCGAAAUUUCGUCACAAGCAAAGCGCCAGGGCGUUUCAAUCAUUUUACACUGUGAAUUUGAGACUCAUCCAAGCCUUACGCUUUCAAGAUUUGAACAAUACAGCCUCUUACAAGAUUCUGAAAAAGUUCAAUAAGCAGACACUUUUGGAUACACAAAACUUUCCUAUGCUGGUGCGACUACAGACUUUCAGAGAAACAUCUUUUGUGCAAUCACUCUGCAGCAUCAUAGCGACGCAGCUGUUGAGUGUUGUUCCACAGGUAGAAGAUUACACGUGCCCUAUCUGCACAUCUGUGGCUUUCAAACCCAUCCGUCUCGAUUGUGGACAUGUCUUUUGUGUGCGGUGUCUGGUCAAGCUACAAAGAGCAAGUAAGGAUAGUUGCCCUCUAUGCAGGGAGGAUGUUGUAAUGAAAGCAGACCAGGGAAAUCUAGACAUUGCGAGAAUGGAAUAUUUGAAGCUCUAUUUCCCAAAAGAGACGAAACAGAAGCAAGCCGAAACCGAGAAAGAAAUCGCAGUGGAGCAAUUCGGAGUUCUUGCCGAACAAAAGUGUAUAAUACAAUAA
Kuraishia capsulata CBS 1993 is the source of this 1263-nucleotide messenger RNA. RefSeq lists its product as uncharacterized. Bases 1 to 1263 code for a protein of 420 amino acids. Lineage: Eukaryota; Fungi; Ascomycota; Pichiomycetes; Pichiales; Pichiaceae. The record is from RefSeq and is a predicted model, not a curated record. The transcript has a single exon.